AUGCUGUCUGGUUUACCAGAAGCCCUAUUGUCAAGGUUUCUCAUAAAAUACCGAUAUCCACCUCAUCUGAUAGAAAAAUCUUCUGGCUGUUCAAAACAGUAUCCAGAUUGGUUCCAGCAUUUACCAAAAAAUGAAAAACAAACGGAUUCUUAUGAUUAUGACACACUAAAAGAAACGGUAGAAGAUUAUAAAGAAUAUUUAAAAGAAACUGAUCGUCUUGAUGAAUGUGUUCAAUUGUAUAUUGAAGUAUUAAAUCGCGAUAGUUUUGUAUCAAAAGAAGGAAAAUCAAAAAAAUGA
Molecule: messenger RNA, 297 nt
Organism: Didymodactylos carnosus
Lineage: Eukaryota; Metazoa; Rotifera; Eurotatoria; Philodinida; Philodinidae
Source: the annotation of a GenBank genome assembly